Catharus ustulatus (Swainson's thrush) is the source of this 2084-nucleotide messenger RNA. It is a transcript of the gene CACYBP, whose product is annotated as calcyclin binding protein. Gene Ontology annotation, molecular function: tubulin binding; S100 protein binding; ubiquitin protein ligase binding. The record is from RefSeq and is a predicted model, not a curated record. The transcript is spliced from 6 exons. Bases 88 to 753 code for a protein of 221 amino acids. Gene Ontology annotation, biological process: heart development. Gene Ontology annotation, cellular component: nucleus. NCBI's taxonomy places the organism in Eukaryota, Metazoa, Chordata, Aves, Passeriformes, Turdidae.
CCUUCUCAGGGGCGGAGCGGGCGGGACUCGUGGCGGAGCGUCAUUUCCUGCGGCCGGAAGGUUCCAGAGGUUCCGCGGGGAGCCGCCAUGGCCGUGGCGCGGGAGGAGUUGCAGAAAGAUUUGGAAGAGGUUAAAGAACUGCUCGCGAAUACCACUAGGAAGCGGGUGCGUGAUGUUCUUGUGGCAGAGAAACAAAAGCUGGAGCUGGAAAUCAAGAAUCAGCCUCCACCGAAGCCAAAAGAUGUGGCAGAGGAAGAAAAGUCAUCACUGGGAGGGUACACAGUGAAAAUAAACAAUUACGGUUGGGAUCAAUCAGAUAAGUUUGUUAAGAUCUACAUCUCUUUAAAUGGUGUCCAGAAGCUUCCAGCUGAGAAUGUGCAGGUGAAUUUCACAGAGAGGUCAUUUGAUCUGCUAGUGAAGAAUCUGAAUGGGAAGAACUACACCAUGACCUUCAACAAUCUCCUGAAACCCAUCUCUGUGGAAGGCAGCUCUAGAAAGAUAAAGACAGACAUGGUCCUUGUGAUGUGUAAGAAGAAGCGGGAGGAAAAAUGGGAUUGUCUCACUCAAGUGGAAAAAGAAAGCAAAGAGAAAGAGAAGGCUGCCUAUGACACCGCAGAUCCUAGUGAAGGGCUUAUGAAUAUUCUGAAGAAGAUGUAUGCAGAAGGGGAUGACGAGAUGAAGCGCACCAUCAAUAAGGCCUGGGUUGAAAGCAGGGAAAAGCAGUACAAAGGGGACAUACCAAUGGAUAUCUGAAAGUACUCUAAGGGCAGCCUUAAAACUGAUCUUCCAUGUGAGACACUGUGCUGCAAAGAUCAUCGUUUACGUAACCUUCUUCCAAGCAAAGACAGUCAUUUUCCAUUUCAGGUUGGACAAAAUAUUUAAAUAAAAUAGCUUAUAAAGCAUUUCCUUCAGUCAAGUGGUUCAGCAUUUCCUGAGGAAUGCAGCAUAGGGUAUAUAUCCUUACCCUCAAUGAAAGAGACUCUCAGAUGAGUAGGGAGUGCUGAGACUGAGUAAAAAUGAAGAAAUCAAACUAGGGUGGGUCACGGCCUCUGUUGCCAGUGGCAACUGUAUGUGGUUGCUGGGGCUAGUGUCAUGCUCACUUCACAGGGUGUAGCUUUCUGAUCCAAAAUGGGAAAGUGCUGAACCGUAAAGCAUAUCACAAAGAGAGAACUGCUGAAGAAAGCAGUUUGACAAUUAAGCAGAAACAAUAUGGUAUUAAUCUUGUGGUAUUCAAAUUUAAUGAUUAUUCUCAGAAACUAUUACUAUCUAAUAAUACUAUGAAUUUUGGAAAUUGCUUGUGCCAGCUGUGAGCAUUUUGGGACAUCUUUGAGAUGGCAUUGGUCAGGAUACAGUCUGCAGUCACCAGCAGGAGAGCAGAGUGAGCUCUGAUGCUGGACAGGGGGCCUGCCCUGGCUCCAGCAGUGUAAAGUAGCAAACAAGGGAUAAGCUCCACUUUGUCCCUCAAUUUCAAAAGGGUUUUAAGGUAAGAGAGUAAGUAUAAAAAGAUGGCUUAUAUGGCAAAAUAUGACUCAGCUGGGUUGGAUGAGUUGCUGUCAGUUUGCUAUUUGGCCUUUUUACUGCCACCUCUCAGCCCCACUGAUGGGGGAGGGGGACAGAGACCGACUGCCUCCCCCUUAACUGCUCUGCUUUGAAGAAGAGUACAGGGCAAAUGUGACCUUAGCAGCAAGUCUCUUGUUAACUGUGCCCUUCCUGCCUCCUUCUCUUGUGUCUCCCAAGGACAGAUUUGUUGCUACCUGUGAGUUAAGGAAGCCAUUGUUAAGAGUCUGGACUAGGGCUUCCUUGCUACCUUGUUGAAACACUGGACUGAGCACUGCACUACGAACAGGAGAAAUACCAGCACAGUGUAGUUUCUGACAGGUCCUUUAGCCACUUUUUCUGCUCAUUAAUAUAUGUAUAUAUUUAGUUAGCAUAGCAGGAGUAUCUAAACUUGAGGCCAUGUUUUAUUCCUACUCUGUGCUUGCACUUGUUCACUUUUUCCUGUUGUGCAGUUUUGUUGAUGCUUUCAUCCAAAUUACCAUGAAGAAUUUACCGUAUGGUGGCAAAAAAAAACAAAGCUUAAAUGA